AUGGCUACAGAGGACGUCUACUGCACUUUGCUUCUGAACGACAACUACCUCCCAGGUGCUCAAGUACUAGCACACUCCCUUCGUGAUGGCGGCACUAGAAAGAAGCUGGCCGUAAUGGUCACUUUGUCAGGUGUGACACCUGCUACAGUUACAGAGCUGAAGCGUCUUUAUGAAUAUGUAAUACCUGUAGACCCUAUUUUCAACGAGACUCCAGCAAAUCUCGAUCUCAUGGAUCGUCUAGAUCUCAAUGCAGCUUUCACAAAGAUCAAUGUUUGGAAACAGACUCAAUUCAGGAAGUGCGUAUUCAUUGACGCUGAUGUCGUUGCUCUGAGAGCUCCGGAUGAGCUAUUCGACGUAGACGCCGAUUUCGCUGCUGCUCCUGAUAUCGGCUGGCCAGACUGUUUUAAUAGCGGUGUUAUGCUCCUUAAACCUGACGCUGGAACUUACUUUUCUCUCCUGCAGUUGGCCGGGCGUGGUGUUUCUUUUGAUGGUGCCGACCAGGGACUAUUCAACACAUACUUCAGAAACUUUCAUCGUCUUUCAUUCACAUACAACUGCACGCCUUCGGCAUCCUAUCAAUAUGUCCCUGCGUUCCGCCACUAUGGCUCUCAGGUCAGCCUGGCCCAUUUCAUCGGAGCGGAAAAGCCAUGGACAAUAGGAAGGUCUUCGUCGUCUCAGCAAACCGGCACACCUUACGACCAACUUUUGGGACAAUGGUGGGCAGUCUGGGACAAGCAUUUCAGGCCAGUCCUGGAAGAUGCUAAGACCGGAAGACCACAUGGAGCUGCGAAUGGAAACUAUAACCACUUCCAGCAAGUGUACUCUGCAGCGCCAUUUGUUCCUGGAGGACAGCAAGAAGAAAUAGGGAAGCAUCCAGAGAUCGCAUCUGGCCCUGGAGGUUUCCAGCAUCAGCAUCAGCAGCAGUACAGUGCUCAGCCUUUCCAACAGCAGCACCAGGAACAAGAGCAUCACCAGCAACACGGACACAAGCACCAGGAGCAGCAGCACGUCCAGAAUUUUCACCAACCACAGCAGCAGCAGCAUCAGCAGCAACAGCCCCGGCAGCAUCAGCAGCAACAGCAGCACAAGACCGAGCCUUUCCACCCGCCACAGCCACAAAGGUCCGUUGAAUCAGUAACCGCUGCUCCUAUUCCCAAGUCCACAAAGGUUGCCACUCGUGUGUGGCCUGGUGAGAGUGAUUACGAUCAGGGUUCCCUUUUCACCCAACGUAACGAUUCUAGAUAUGCCGCUGCUCCACCAAAGUCAAAGUUUGUCCCUGUUAGGUCUAUUGUUCCAUCUUCCAAAGUUCAGCGUGCGGAAGCCCCUCUGGUCAAUGCUCAACCCCAACCUCAACAGAAGCCAUUUUAUGGAGCUUUCCCAGACUCUGUCAUGACACCACAAGGACCAGUACCACAGGCACAAUACUUUGAGACUGGUCCCCAAAGCUUCUUGGUCCAGCAAUUCACAGAUGCUGGGGCACCAAUCUCUGAACGCCUACCCCACAAGUAUGAUGGACGUAUGGAAGGAUCUCAACAAGGAUCAGUUGUCUAUAGCGAACCAGCACAUAGUUGGGACCCCGCUAAGUCUGCGCCUCCAGCUCGCUCUGCACCAGAGGCUCGUCAUUUGCCUUUCAUGAACUAUAUGAAUGAAUGGGACAGGCAGCCUGAGCAACGCAGGAUUGUAUCUGCUCCAACUCCACCCCCAGUCUUUAAAGAACGUGCAGGACCACAAGUCGAGGUUAAGGCCUCGGAGGAUGACAUAAAGCCAAUAUUCCCUUGGGAGAAGAAGCCAAGGCGGACCAGCCGUGUCUUUGCUGACGAAAUCCCGGACUUGGAUGAGGAUGAGGAGGCACCGGAAGAAGAAGAAGCUGUCGAGGAGACUGUCGAGGACCACGAAGAUUGGAAGGACUACACCAGGAAGAACCAGUGGGACUCAGUCCCAGGGAUUCAGGAUUAUAUCUCUGAUUUGAAGCGUCACCGUAAAGAUUUCCAGCCAUCAGAAACGGCUCCCCGUGUUUCAACCAAGUAUGAUUCAGAUGUUGUUGUGAACGAGCGUCCACCUUUGCCAAUUACACCAGCCCCCAUCAGGAGGACUGGGCCACAUUGGUUGUCUGCUAGCGAUGAGAAGUUCCCUAGCGCCGCUGGAAUUCCAUCGCAGGAAGAUUGGGAUCCACACGCAAAGUUAGAAGAACUUAGAGGCCUUCCACCAGCUUUCAUUGCGAACAUUCUUGCAAAGGGCACCAGUACUAAUGAAACGCAAACGGAUAAUGGUAACUCAGCAGCGGUUGAUGUCAAUAGGAUCGAGGCAAAGCCAAUUGAGCGCCAAGCGGCACCUGUGGUAGCACCUACAGAACCCGAGCCGACUGUCGUUUACAGCACUACACAGGCGCAAACUGAGGCUCCCCAGAUGAGAGAUUCCGGUACACAGUGGGAGAACGAGGAUUGGGACGAAGAGACAGUAGCGCCAUCACCGUCAUCGACCCAACCGCAGACACCAACCCAGGAGAUGCCGGCUAUGACGUUGCAACCCGCUCCAGCACCUGUCGCCAAGAAGGUUGAGGCCCCAGCGCCCGUCGCCAAAAAAGUUGAGGUUCCAGUGGUAGCAAAGAAGGUCAACAACAAUAAAGUCGAAGGAAAAGCGGACGAUUAG
Messenger RNA from Morchella sextelata, 2649 nucleotides. RefSeq lists its product as uncharacterized. Gene Ontology annotation, molecular function: glycosyltransferase activity. Gene Ontology annotation, cellular component: cytoplasm. The coding region runs from base 1 to 2649 and encodes 882 amino acids. NCBI's taxonomy places the organism in Eukaryota, Fungi, Ascomycota, Pezizomycetes, Pezizales, Morchellaceae. The record is from RefSeq and is a predicted model, not a curated record. The transcript has 13 exons.